AUGUCACCCAUCCCGCUAUCGUUUAUACUCGUGCUGUACGUCCUAGGCACCGCUGCGCAAAAUCCGAAGUCGCGAGCAGAAAUCGCCUUGGGCGUGCUGCAGACAUGGUACAACGGCACAAGUGGCAUCUGGGAUACCUGUGGGUGGUGGAAUGGAGCCAAUUGUAUGACGGUGCUGACGGAUCUGGCGAUGCUCGAUGAAUCGGUGGACCAGGCUACCCGUGGGGUCCUCGAGAAUACAUUCGCGGUCGCGCCCCGGUCCAACCCCAUCCCAGACCGGGGGAGAAGCACAUAUUAUGCAAAUUCGAACGACGCUCCCUCGAUCGCUGUCAAGGCAACGCCAUGGCUGGAUGGUUCGUACGAUGACGAUGCAUGGUGGGCCCUGGCCUGGAUUGCGGCAUACGAUCUCACGGAUAACGGUAACUAUCUCGAUCUGGCGGUUGGGAUUUUCGACAAUCUGAACCAAACCGGACCCUCCAAAUGUGGCCAGGGGGGCAUCUACUGGGACUACAACCAUGCUUAUGUCAACGCAAUUUCGAACGAGCUUUUCCUGUCCGUUGCGGCUCAUCUCGCCAACCGGGUUUCCGGCGGCGACCAAUACCGAGACCUCGCUCAGCGUCAGUGGCAGUGGUUUCGGGACAGUGGCAUGAUCAAUGACAAUAGCACCAUCAAUGACGGCCUGACAGAUGCCUGUGCUAACAAUGGGGGAACAAUAUGGUCCUAUAAUCAAGGUGUAGUGCUUGGGGCUCUCGUGGAGCUACAUCAAGCAACUUCCGACUCAUCGUACCUGGAUUCCGCCGCAGAGAUCGCCAAAGCUGCAAUUGACGUGUUAGCAGAUGAAAACAACGUCAUCCGUGAAUCCUGUGAGCCCGACAGCUGUGAUGCUAAUGCCACACAGUUCAAGGGGAUCUUUGUGCGGAACCUGGGACAGUUGCACUCGGUAGCGCCGGACGAUAAAUACGAGAAGGUCAUCACUGCGUCUGCAAAUAGCAUCUGGGCGAAUGAUCGCAAUGAUGCAAACCAGCUGGGCGUGAACUGGGCUGGUCCUAUCGGAAAAGUCGACGCGUCGACUCAUAGUUCUGCUAUGGAUGCAUUGGUCGCCGCUAUAGAAUGA
Aspergillus tanneri is the source of this 1113-nucleotide messenger RNA. RefSeq names its product putative glycosyl hydrolase. The record is from RefSeq and is a predicted model, not a curated record. Gene Ontology annotation, biological process: carbohydrate metabolic process. The transcript is spliced from 3 exons. NCBI's taxonomy places the organism in Eukaryota, Fungi, Ascomycota, Eurotiomycetes, Eurotiales, Aspergillaceae. Bases 1 to 1113 code for a protein of 370 amino acids.